CGUAGUUUCUGUCCCUUAAAGUUGUUCAUUGUACGAAUUAGCGCGACUUAACACCAUCUGCCCAUCAAUUCUCUCGUCUCGUCCCUCUAGUCAAGGUGAAUAUAUAUGCCAGUCAUAGCGCACAUACGAAAGCGUAGUCAAGAUUCUGGCUCUUCAGGUGAAGCAAAUGAACGUCCACCCGUUCAUGUAUUAUCUAAAUCCAGGUCCAAGUCAUUUCUACGGCGCUUGUCAGACGCUUUUAGUCCAUCUUCUGCCGAUUCUUCUUCGGACGCUUCACCCGUCCUCGCCCAACGACGAAGAGAAGAGGCUCUUCGGGAAAGAGGGCUUUUACCACCUCUGACGGUAGCAAGUUCACCGGAAUCUCCGCCAUCAAGCUCAGAAUGGGAUGCUACGGCGCUCAUUGCAGAAGUUCGCAUGGCGAGUGAGAAUGCAUCAUCUCAGCAAGGCCCUACAGCUGCUGAACUUGUCAAGAAGCAGUGGGAGCAAUCAAAAAGCGAGGCUGGACCGUCAAAACCUCACCAGAGCCGAUUCAUUGAGCACAUCUCAGUCCAAGAUGAUUUUCCACCUCAAAGUCGUCCCUCGCCACCCGAUGUGUCGAUCCAAAGGUCCAGUACAAAGCGACUAUCGAGUUCUUCCUCUUCCGUGUCCCCUAGGAAACCUCGACCUCUUGGGCCUCGAAAUCGUAGCGAUACGAGGUCAUCAUCAUCGUCCUUUCCACCGCCCCUGCCCAAGGGAGCAAGUCCGCCCGUGGCAUUUGUCGCCCGCUCUGCGCCUCCAACUCCAGUUCAUCUCUCUCUGUCCCAGCGACGCAAUAAAGAUUUACCUCCUAUAGGUGUUGAUUGGGAGCGUCGGGCAUCUGUGCCUAUUGAUCCUGUCCCGGAUCCUGUAUCUCGUAUAAGGAAACCGAUUCAGGUCACUAUACAUAGUCGCGCAAGCCUCGCGAUCGAGGCUGAUCAGAUAACGGAUAUCGAGAGUCGAAGAGUUGCAGAGAUGGCGUUUUUGGAUCCAUUGUAAAGAGAUCGCAUUCAUGUUCAUUGUAUUAGUAAAUGGACAUGAAAUGAAGGCCUAGGACGUCCAAGUAUUCUAGCGUACCACGGGGGUUUCAAAAAUCAUAUCUACAGUAUGAAAUACUCCCAGAUUUUCCGCUCACUUCCACGGUGCUGCAUUCAUCAGACCUUGUAUCGCGCCAAGCCUGAUCCAAGUAAUUCUGAGAAGCUAUACCUUAUACCCUCCAAUAGCAGAUUGUCGCUGUGUAUUCCAAAGUUCCGAACCAUAACUGAUCC
Messenger RNA from Guyanagaster necrorhizus, 1283 nucleotides. RefSeq lists its product as uncharacterized. The transcript is spliced from 3 exons. Bases 106 to 1014 code for a protein of 302 amino acids. The record is from RefSeq and is a predicted model, not a curated record. Lineage: Eukaryota; Fungi; Basidiomycota; Agaricomycetes; Agaricales; Physalacriaceae.